Molecule: messenger RNA, 922 nt
Organism: Drosophila takahashii
Lineage: Eukaryota; Metazoa; Arthropoda; Insecta; Diptera; Drosophilidae
Source: RefSeq, a predicted model, not a curated record
UCGAUUCGCGGAAAAAUUCGGAAGCGGAAAAGUACGAUACGCAUUGCCAAAGGCGGAAGAAGAUUACGUCCAAGCAACCUUGUCUACCUAUCUCACCUCUUACAUAACCGAGAACUACAGCGAGAUGGCCAACAAAGUACUGAGGAAAGUGACGCACUGCAUCUUCGACAUGGACGGCCUGCUGCUGGACACCGAACGCCUCUAUACGGUGGCCACCGAAAUGAUCCUCGAGCCCUACGGCAAGCCAUAUCCCUUCGAGGUCAAGGAGCAGGCCAUGGGCCUGCAGACGGAGCCGCUGGCCCGGUUCAUGGUCGAGCACUACGAUCUGCCCAUCUCGUGGGAGGAGUACGCCCGCCAGCAGCGCGCCAACACCGAGAUCCUGAUGCGGAACGCCCAGUUGAUGCCAGGUGCCGAGCGACUGCUACGUCAUCUGCAUGCCAACAAGGUGCCCUUCUGUUUGGCCACCAGUUCCGGUGCAGAUAUGGUAGAGCUAAAGACCAAUGAACACAAGGAGCUAUUUAGCCUGUUCAACCACAAAGUGUGCGGCUCCACGGACAAGGAAGUGGUCAACGGCAAGCCGGCGCCCGACAUUUUCCUGGUGGCCGCCUCUAGGUUUGGUGUGCCCGCCAAUGCCUCCGACUGCCUGGUCUUCGAGGAUUCGCCGAAUGGCGUGACGGCGGCCAAUAGCGCUGGAAUGCAGGUGGUCAUGGUGCCCGAUCCGCGGCUGUCCAAGGAGAAGACCUCCCAUGCCACUCAAGUAAUCGGCUCCCUGGUGGACUUCAAGCCGGAGCAGUUCGGUCUGCCGCCGUUCACGGAUUGAGCUUAGAACGGAUGUACUUUUUGUAGCCGGGCGAUGCUAUUGCUGUAACUGGAAAUUUAUGUACCUACCAAGCAAAUGAUUUUAAGUGUAAUGUGUUACUUA